GGUUCGCUGCUCCCCGCUUCGCGGGUCUCCCACCCCCUCUCGUGCUGCCGGGGCGGGGGAGACGCUCCUGCCGCCGGCCCGACGAGGGGGAGGAGAAGGAGGAAGAGCAGAGUCUGCGGCUCCGCCGAGAAGUCACUCAGAAAAAACAGGUUCCCUUCGGAGGGGAAGACGUAGCGCCGCGUUCUCUCUCUUCGCCUGUCUCCUCCCCCUGGUGGACUUCGGUAUAAAUCGAGGAGGAAAUUCAGCAGGCUCAACCUAAAUAACGUUUCUGACUAAUUACAAAACGUGCUUCCUCCUAGGUUUUUCUCUCGCGGAUAGGGCUCAGCUGAACAAGCCCCCCUCUGGAAACCUGUCGUAAGCACCAUCAUGCGGGAACCGCGCUGGACCUGCCGGAGGCUGCAGCAACAGCCUGGGCGGCUCUGAGCAGAAGCGAGGAGCUCUUUCCUCUUCUCUGUGACGAUUUAAAGCUGAAGCAAGCUCCUCCGUCGGCAGCCGGUGAACGCUGAUGGCAGCAGCUGCCAAAAACAUUGUUAUUCAAUGUAAAUUACCGGGUAUUCAAAGGCAGAGCUGGCUAUUCAACGCAUCAGCGUGUUCCUCGGUGAAAGCGUUCAAGGAAUUAAACUGAAUUUCCAGAGGGAUGGAGCCUGCCUCUACAAGCCUCCUUUGAAGAGAACACAAUUUUAAUCUGCUUUGAGAGCUGGUCUAUCAGUCAUGAAACGAAUUCUUCUGUUUUUUAUCUUGGCUGCUGCUGUUAUGUAUGGUAUCCUGCAUGGGAAUCUGUGGAGAAAUAACUUCUACUGGAUUAGCUUUUAUGGACAGACUUCCUCUGUGAGGGCUUCUCCUUCCUAUGUGACUAGUGGAAUUACAAUCAGUUACAAUCAGCUGCCACCCACGGCUGUAGAGAGGAGGAAUGCAUUGGACACUUGUCUCCUGAAACCAGCAUUUGAAUCUUUGCUGGGUGUUGACAAAAUAUACCCGUUCCUGUGCGCUAAUGAUUUUAUCAGAGUGGCAGAGUUCCAAGGGAGCAAUAAGUUUGAACUGCCUUAUGGAAUAAAGAGAGCAGAGCAAUUUUUUCGUUUAGCCCUUUCAAGACUGCAGAACUGUGGCCUUUCCAGUGAAGAAGACAGCGUUGCCUGUCGCCGCUGCGUUGUGGUGGGUAACGGAGGAGUGCUUCGAAAUAAGACAUUGGGGGAGAAAAUUGACUCAUAUGAUGUCAUAAUAAGAAUGAAUAAUGGCCCUGUGAUAGGCUACGAAGAGGAUGUUGGGAGGAGGACGACUUUCCGCCUUUCUUACCCGGAAUCCAUCUUCUCAGAUCCCAUCCACUAUGACCCUAAUACCACUGUGGUUCUCAUUGUCUUCAAGCCACGGGACUUGAAGUGGCUUUGGGAGAUACUUGGUGGUCAGAAAAUAAGCGCGAAGGGCUUUUGGAAGAAACCCGCCCUGAAUAUGAUCUACAAAUCGAGUCAAAUCAGGAUUCUCGAUCCCAGCAUCACCAGGAAAACUGCUUAUGAGUGGCUUCAUUUCCCAACAAGGUUUCCCAAGAAGGAGAAACCCAAGCAUCCAACGACGGGGCUAAUUGCCAUUACACUGGCAUUUCACAUCUGCCAUGAAGUCCACCUGGCAGGCUUCAAGUACGACUUCACUGACAGAAACAGUUCUUUACAUUACUAUGGCAAUGAAACCAUGUCUCAGAUGAUGCAGAAUGAAUAUCACAACAUCACUGCUGAGCAGAAAUUUUUGAAGAAGCUUAUAGACAAGAACUUUGUGGUCAAUUUGACGUGAAAGCUGAAUGGAAGAUACAAAGAACAAUCACUAUUUUCAAGAUUUGAAAAAAUUUUAUUUUUUGUAUGACAUUUUUAUUUUUUAAGUGCAGCAUAACUGUUUACUGUUUAAAGGAGCCCAGAAACCUCAUCAAGGCAAAAGCUUCUAAGCCUGAGGGUAAUGGACCAUUGCAAACAAGAGUGAACUGAAUUUCUGUGAAGCUAUUUAAUAGUGGGAAAACCAUGAAACUUUCAACUGAAAGUGUCAGGGAUAUAUAAAAAUGUGAUGCACAUCACUUACUUAUCAGUGAGAACUCUUUCCAAAUGAGUCAUUCUCUGGAAUACUUUUGUUUCUGAUGUCCUCCAAAAGAGUUCCACUGUCAAGAGACUGGGAUGACCAGUGUUCAGUCAGUAGGUGGAUGUGAAGUCGUGACUGUCUGUCUCGUCGUCUGAAAACGGCUUUAAAGCUAUGCACCUGAAUCAGUACUGUGUGUUUUGGAGAAGGGGGAACACACAGACUGCGCAGGUUUUGUUCUGCCACGCUCCUGAGGAGAGGAUGUCCACCUUCAGCCAAGCAGCCACAGCUUCCGCACUGACCAUCAGCCCUGAACUCCUGUCUGCCUUUGCCGAAGGUGAAGACCCUUUGUCUGAUUUGUGGAGAUGUUGGUGUUGACAAUGCUUGUGUUGUACCCAUUUUGUGGAAAAAUCACACUCCCUGUGUUGUGCACCCAGUAAAUAUUACAGUUGCUGACUUGACUUAAAAAAGAGGGAAUAUGAAGACUGAAGAGCUGUCCAAAACUACCUUUGUAUCAGCCCCCAGACCACAACAGAAACACAAGCUCGGACAGAGAUGUUCAUGCCUGAGUUUAGAGUCAAUGUUUGUUGGAGUCGUAGUUUUUUAGGACACGAUCUCAUGUAUUUUUUUGUUUGCUCUUCAAAAACAGGUGGAUUUUUCCAAAUGAGGACAAUCUCCUUCCCCAGAUGCUGUAAUGCAUCGCUACAAGCAAGGAAUACUCCCAUUUUUGGCAGUAGAGUGCAGUAGGGAAUAUCUAGGAUGUAAUACCUCGGCUGAAUUAUCAUUUGGCAUCUGUUUACCUCUUCUGUCUUGAUAUUUAAGUUUGAAGUGUGUGGCUGAACUAAAUCAUUUAACAGUGGAAACUUACUCGAGAUUUUAAUUGAAACAUUUAAUGAGAUGUUUGUUUCCUGUAUUGGUUUGUCUCUGACAAGCCUGUGAAUAAAUUAAAUCUGCCUGGGAAGGUGCCUGACAACUGUCAAAGAACAAUAUGCUGUUCCAGUUCUCUCACAGGACAUCUAUAUAAAGUUUUUAUUUUAAUUAUGGCAGAAUUUCUGGAAGAUUUUGUGCUUAUCUUUAUCAAUCACAGCUGAAGGAAGCACAAAGAAGUCCAAUUAAGAAAAGUCUUUGAAGUUGGUAGGAAUACUGUUGUUGCUUUUAAACAAAAUUAUAUCGAGUGACUACAUUUAGGAAUAACGCAAACGGUCGCAGUAUGAA
Messenger RNA from Hirundo rustica (Barn swallow), 3270 nucleotides. RefSeq names its product ST3 beta-galactoside alpha-2,3-sialyltransferase 6 (gene ST3GAL6). Lineage: Eukaryota; Metazoa; Chordata; Aves; Passeriformes; Hirundinidae. Gene Ontology annotation, biological process: glycolipid biosynthetic process. The record is from RefSeq and is a predicted model, not a curated record. The transcript is spliced from 12 exons. Bases 712 to 1782 code for a protein of 356 amino acids. Gene Ontology annotation, molecular function: beta-galactoside alpha-2,3-sialyltransferase activity.